AUGUGGUGCAGCCGGCUUGUCCGACCCCCGCUUUCUCUGGGGCCCUGCAGCCCUUUCAGGGCGCAGUCUGCUCUCGCCCAGCUCAAGCACGUACUGGAAAGAGAGCUGGAAGGCAUCCGAGGGGCCGGGACGUGGAAGAGCGAGAGGGUGAUCACCUCGAAGCAAGGGCCGCGCAUUCACGUUGAAGGAAGCCGAGGCGAUAUCCUGAAUUUCUGUGCCAAUAAUUACCUUGGACUCUCCAGUCACCCUGAGGUGAUUAACGCUGGACUAAAUAGCCUGGAGAAAUAUGGAGCUGGCCUUAGUUCCGUCCGCUUCAUCUGUGGAACACAAAAUAUACACAAGGAGCUGGAGGAGAAGAUUGCUCGUUUCCAUCAAAGAGAAGAUGCCAUCCUCUACGCCAGCUGCUUUGAUGCCAAUGCUGGAAUCUUUGAGGCCCUACUGACCCCAGAGGAUGCAGUCCUUUCCGAUGAACUGAAUCAUGCCUCCAUCAUUGAUGGGAUCCGGUUGUGUAAGGCCAAUAAAUAUCGCUACAAGCACAUGGACAUGCAAGAUCUGGAAAGCAAACUGCAGGAUGCACAGAAACAUCGCCUGAGGUUGGUGGCCACUGAUGGUGCCUUCUCCAUGGAUGGUGACAUUGCUCCCUUGAAGGAAAUCUGUAGCCUGUCCCAGAAAUACAAAGCCAUUGUUUUCAUUGACGAAUGUCAUGCCACUGGAUUCCUUGGACCCAAUGGGAGGGGCACUGAUGAUCUCUUGGGUGUGAUGGACCAAGUCGCUGUAAUCAACUCAACCCUGGGGAAGGCACUUGGGGGAGCAGCAGGUGGCUACACCACUGGCCCCAAAGCACUAAUUGAUCUUCUGCGCCAGCGCUCUCGCCCUUACCUCUUCUCCAAUAGCUUGCCUCCUGCUGUGGUGGGUUGUGCUUCCAAGGCUCUGGAUCUGCUCAUGGAGAGCAAUGCCAUUGCGCAGUCCAUGGCUGCCAAGACUACACGGUUCCGAAGCAAGAUGGCAGCAGCGGGAUUCACCAUUUCAGGAAAUAAUCACCCAAUUUGCCCUGUGAUGUUGGGGGAUGCCCGGCUAGCGACCCUGAUGGCUGAUGACAUGCUGAAGAGAGGCAUCUAUGUCAUAGGCUUCAGCUACCCAGUGGUGCCCAAGGGGAAGGCACGGAUUCGUGUACAGAUCUCAGCUGUUCACAGUGAAGAAGAUAUUGAUCGGUGUGUGGAGACCUUUGUUGAAGUGGGCCGUAAACAUGGGGCCUUGCCCUGAAUGGCUGGAGAAUACUAGGCUGUUCUUUCAAAACCUGAGGCUGGAAACCAUUUUCUUUUUCCUCAGAA
Euleptes europaea (tarantolino) is the source of this 1331-nucleotide messenger RNA. RefSeq names its product glycine C-acetyltransferase (gene GCAT). The record is from RefSeq and is a predicted model, not a curated record. Gene Ontology annotation, molecular function: glycine C-acetyltransferase activity; pyridoxal phosphate binding. The transcript is spliced from 9 exons. Gene Ontology annotation, biological process: L-threonine catabolic process; biosynthetic process. The coding region runs from base 1 to 1263 and encodes 420 amino acids. Lineage: Eukaryota; Metazoa; Chordata; Lepidosauria; Squamata; Sphaerodactylidae.